CUCAUUGCUCGCUAGGCAAAGCUGUCAGUGAGUGUUUGAGAAGGGGGUUAAGAAUUACCCAAAUCGUUCUCUGUCGAUAUUGUGAAACUGCGUAAAUGUUACGACCUGUGCUCUCGUAGAGGUGUUUGUACAGCCAGGGGAAGCAUAAUAACGCUUUAAUAAGCCGAAUUGCGGCGGAGAAACCGAGUGUUAUCCAGCUAGCUAACAAUAAUAAUAAUAAAUAAAAAAAACCAGGCAAAUGGCGUUGAAAAGGAUCCAGAAGGAGCUGACGGAUCUACAGAGGGAUCCUCCAGCCCAGUGUUCAGCCGGACCAGUGGGAGAAGACUUGUUUCACUGGCAGGCUACGAUAAUGGGGCCGAAUGACAGUCCUUACCAAGGCGGCGUCUUCUUCCUCACCAUCCACUUCCCUACAGACUACCCCUUUAAACCUCCCAAGGUCGCGUUCACGACGAAAAUCUACCAUCCCAACAUCAACAGUAACGGCAGCAUCUGCCUCGACAUCCUGCGCUCGCAGUGGUCUCCUGCACUCACCGUAUCGAAAGUCCUGCUCUCCAUCUGUUCCCUGUUAUGUGACCCGAACCCUGAUGACCCUCUAGUGCCCGAGAUCGCGCACACGUACAAAGCCGACAGAGAAAAGUACAACAGACUAGCGAGAGAAUGGACGCAAAAGUACGCCAUGUGAGAGGAGCGCGUACGUCCGCACAGACACGGCACAGCGAGCGAACGCACAGAGGAACCUGUUUUAACUUUUUUAAACACGAGGAGUAUGAGCGAGCGAGUGAGUGAGUGUGAGAGAGAGAGAUAUGGAUCGACACCGACGCUUUGGGAGAGAGGAAGGUUGAAAGACGCGAGAACACCACCGCACGCCAGCUGUGCGCCGUUAUCUCAGAGCCGCGCCCGGAAAUACGCGCAGCCCGGAAAACGCCCGGGACGACCACAAACCCGGGACUUUUCUGACCGUUGCUUUGGUGACAUAUUGUUUCUCAGUGUCUUCUGUCGCUGGACACCGGAGAUGCAGGCGAAAGACUUCGCUCACCUACGCACCGUCUCCGGGGCGUUUUCUGUACAUAUCGCACGCGUGUGUGUGUGUGUGUGUGUGUGUGUGUGUUUUAUUUUUAUUUUGUUCUUAACAGUUUACACUCAGGGGCCCGGUACGCUUCAUAACCCGUUACAGUAUUAACACGACGGUUCCUCUUCUUUAUUAAGCGAGAUUUUGUUUAUCGAAUGUUUUUAAAAAUAAAUAAUAAAGCAGUACGUCUGUAUUAGAGAACGCAGGACAGGACUCAGGAGUAUCCGUGCGUGUCCCAUUUAAUCCUUCUAUGACAAAGGUACCCUGUUUUCGAUUUUUAUUUUUGCUAGGUAAAACGAUAAGACGUUUCAAAUUCCUGGCAGUCCGGUGUGUUUACAUGCAGUACGGUAAUCUGUUCAUGGAGAAACUCGGUGUCCUCAGUAAACAGAUUUCUUUCUUGAUGCACAGUGUCAAAAGUUUUAGAGGUACACGUGCUGAAUACUGGGACUGAAAUCCAGUUUUCUUUAUCACGCGCGUGUUUAAUUCAGGAAGAGAUCUGAUGCCGAGACCCGAUGACUUUCGUGAGUGCCGGAAUCGGAUAACGAUGGUAUUUAGGCAUGUGCCGAUAAUCGGUUUUGCGAUACGUGGUGAUAUUUAACACGUACGCUUCCGAGGAAAAAAAAAUUUGGAAGGCGGUAUGAAGGAUGUCGAUGUCGUUUUGGGUGAAACGUUCGCGAGUUCGAAUCCCGAAGGCUUGGGAGGGGUUUACUCUCUCUCGCUACUCUGUCAAUCACAGUGAUGCAGCCAGUUGUGGGCGUCUGUGAGGACAUGUAUGGGGAAGAGGGCAGAUAGAGCUUGAAAAGAUGCGGUUGUUUGGCUCCGUGUGUCUCGGAGGAAGCGCGUGUUAGGCUUCACCCUUCCCGUUUGGUAGCUGUCACAUGAUGAGGGAAAGCUGGUGGGCAGAAAUUGGCAGAAACCGAAUUGAAAAUGGGGUGUGAGAAUUUUCCUCAAAUCCGAUCAUACGUUUUAAAGAGGCAGUAUGUAAUGUUUAGAGCCCUUAAAGCUACAUCAAUUUUCCUCAAAACCAAUCAUGCAUUUUAAAGAGGCAGUAUGUAAUGUUUAGAACCCUUAAAGCUACAUCAAUUUUCCUCAGAACCAAUCAUGCAUUUUAAAGAGGCAGUAUGUAAUGUUUAGAGCCCUUAAAGCUACAUCAAUUUUCCUCAAAACCAAUCAUGCAUUUUAAAGUGGCAGUAUGUAAUGUUUAGAACCCUUAAAGCUACAUCAAUUUUCCUCAAAACCAAUCAUGCAUUUUAAAGUGGCAGUAUGUAAUGUUUAGAACCCUUAAAGCUACAUCAAUUUUCCUCAAAACCAAUCAUGCAUUUUAAAGAGGCAGUAUGUAAUGUUUAGAACCCUUAAAGCUACAUCAAUUUUCCUCAAAACCAAUCAUGCAUUUUAAAGUGGCAGUAUGCAAUGUUUAGAACCCUUAAAGCUACAUCAAUUUUCCUCAAAACCAAUCAUGCAUUUUAAAGCAGCAUUAUGUAAUGUUUUAGAGCCCUCUGCUGCCAGUGAGAGGAACACCGACAGACGCUCCGUGCCACCAAACCUACACGCCUUCCGAGUUGCGUUUUAACAAUACUUCUGUCCGAACUGAUAGGAGCAGAUCAUUUCUGGGCCAGAAAAACGCAAUCCGAAGCUUUAAAUGUAUCGUCUGUAAUUCUUCAAGUGCUCUGCUGUCUCUUUGCAAUUUGCAAAUCGUAAUAAUACACACAAGCUUUUAUAUUCGUUCCUGACCAACUCCCAUCUACUAAGCAGCAAGGGGCGGGGCUAAAAUUUCCAGGCCAGAAAAACGAUACGCCAUCGUAUUGUGAGCUUGCAUGUAAACACACUCCGUGCGAAUGUUUAAUUUGCGUUAAAGCGACUGUUUGAAUGAUUCCGGAACGGAUUAAACGGGACGCACAGGUUCCGUACGACGCGACACGACCGUAUUUCGUCUCGAGUGUGUACGGUAGAAACGUGCGCACGUGAGAAGCGACUCGGUAUAACAAGGACAACUUGCGUUUUUAUUUCCUGAAGUGGUUUUCUUUGUUUGUUUGUUUUUCCUGUGAAUGUUGCCUUUAACCCAUAUUUCUGAUUACAGGGUUAAGAACAGUCGUACAAUACCCAAGCCAAGUCCUCAUCCUCUCUCGUUCACCACCUCACGCUGAUUUUAUAGCCCUAAAACCACAUAUGCAUGUUAUGGCAGUAUAUGUUUAAGUGAGUGUUGGGAGUUUUUUGGGAGGGGGUGGGGGGAGGGGGUGGGAGGGAAUCAAGGCCAACGUUUGUACGUUUGUCCGUUAAAAUUUCAGCACGUUUACUUGUCUAAAAAAAACACUUCUCGGAGCAAUACCGUAGCUAAAGCAGGACCGUGAAUACACAAACUCCGUUUUCCCCCUUUUUCAUGCUAAAGAGCGAAAGUGUUGAAUCCGAGCGAGAGCGUAGUAAUCUAUAGUAAGUAACGUUGUUAUACGCUAGCUUAGUCACCGAGCGUGGAGGUUGUAAUCGACGUGUGCCGUGCAGCGCGAGAUCUCAACCCUGUCAGAAGAGGGCAGAUAGAGCUUGAAAAGAUGCGGUUGUUUGGCUCCGUGUGUCUCCGAGGAAGCGCGUGUUAGGCUUCACCCUUCCCGCUUGGUUGCUGUCGCAUGAUGAGGGAAAGCUGGUGGGCAGAAAUUCGCCAAAACCGAAUUUUGAAAUACUGCCGCAUUUUAAAGCGGCAGUAUGUAAUGUUUAGGGCCUAUAAAGCGACAUAAUUUCCCUCCAAACCAAUCAUACAUUUUAAAGCGGCGGUAUGUAAUCUUUAGAGCCCUUAAAGCGACGUCUUUUUCCUCCAAACCCGAUCAUACAUUUUAAAGUGGCGGUAUGUAAUACUUAGAGCUCUUAAAGCUAUAUAAUUUUCCUCAAAACCCGAUCAUACAUUUUAAAGCAGCUGUAUAUAAUGUUUAGGGCCCAUAAAGCGAGAUCUUUUUCUUCCAAACCAAUCAGACAUUUUAAAGCAGCGGUAUGUAAUCUUUAGAGCCCUUAAAGCGACGUCUUUUUCCUCCAAACCAAUCAUACAUUUUAAAGCGGCGGUAUGUAAUCUUUAGAGCCCUUAAAGCGACGUCUUUUCCCUCCAAACCCGAUCAUACAUUUUAAAGCGGCGGUAUGUAAUACUUAGAGCUCUUAAAGCUAUAUAAUUUUCCUCAAACCCGAUCAUACGUUUUAAAGCAGCUGUACAAAAUAUUUAGAGCCCUUAAAGCUACAUCAAUUUUCCUCAAAUCCGAUCGUACAUUUUAAAGGUGCAGUAUGCAAUAUUUAGAGCCCUUAAAGCUACAACUUUCCUCAGAACCGAGCAUACAAUUUAAAGCGGCAGUGCGUAACGUCCGGAGCCAUUUUUAAACGCUUAUUAAACCCGAGGUACCUCAGAAGUCGAAGGUGAACGUCGGUGAGCUGGUUCUCCGGGUUUUAGUCCCACCGUCGAGCUUCCACUCGACUCUCCCGUCGGUCCAUGCGCUCUAAGGAAGCGCCCGUUUGUUUUCCCUAUUCGGAGAACCCGUACGAUUCUGCCACGCUACGUUACGUUUACACGUUGCCUUUGAAAAACACGUCGGUCCGUGCUGAAAACCAGGUGUUUUACCUGUAGCUCAGAACUGUUUGGUGUCGUUCGAGAGAGCCAGUCACGUCAAAUCGACUCAUUUCUUCGUUUGCCAGGUUAGCCGAUGCUCGCCGAUGGACUUGAGAUCUGCCCCAACAAAUCGGUCUGUUCUCCCUGCUUUCUCUCCGAACAACGUUAAGCGACCAGUCAAGCAUCGAUCAUGUCCGGUACGACAGACCGCAUCUGCGAAUCAGCAUGUCUCAGUGACUCGUAGUUGAUUUUAGUAAAUAUAUUUGGUUUCAUUUGGUGUUUUUGUUUUUCUUGGGUUUUUUUUCUUCUCAUCGGAUCCAGGAACCGGAAUACACGGUGUCUGGGAAGCAAAAUGGCAGAUUUGGAAUCUUUAGGGGCGGGGCGGGGGGAGUUCCCCGCAAAAUCGAACACUAUGUUGAGAAUAGGACACAUUCUGUUCUUGAUCUCAGGUCCAGAUGAUGAUGAUGAUGAUGAUGAUGAUGAUGAUCUGGGGUUAAAUACCUCGUCGUUACGUGACGACGAUCUCCAGACCUUGUGAUGUUGGCUGGUCGAGUGCGAAACCGUAAAAGCGAUGUUUGAUGGUAGUCUGCGGGGGCAAAGCUGAACGCCUUCCACUCCCGAGGCCCGGCGUCGACCGGUUUCGGUUCGACACGUCGACGAAAACGUGGCAGGAAACGCGCCUCUCGUGACGAAGAGAGAACGUCGCGUCGUUCCGUCCAUCGCGAUUCGAAUAUUAACGACACGACUAAGAGAACCGAUGAGAACGCGGUCUUCGAUUUUCUGUGGGUUUGGGGCGUCGACUCUUUCUUUCCCGUAAUGAAUCCUGCGCGUUUGGGCCGAGCGUAAGUCUAGGAAGCCAUAUUCAGCGCCCGGCACACCUCGACGGGAUUUGUGAAUCGAUAGACGCUCUUAGGAAAAAAGACGGUUCCUCAGGAGCGCUCUUGGAUGUUUAGUUAAGAGUUUGAAGGGGUUUUUUUUUGUGAGAAGGGCGUUUAAUGUAAAGUCGUUUCAUCCUGUAACGUACUCUAUUGGUUUGAGAUUAAUAACCGGCUCCGAAUAAGACUAUUCGACUCGAUAGCCAAAAGUAUGUGGACACCUGACCGUCACACCGUCACUGUACGUGGUUCUUCACCCAACCACAAAGUCGGACACCCACACAGUCGUCGUUCCCAUGCUGUAGAUUUCCGAUUUCCCUUCACCGGAACGCAAACACCGUUCCAGAACGAUGACGCCUCUGGGCACUAGGCGAGCUCCAUGAAGAACACGCCGUGUGAAGUUUGGAAGAACCCGAGCGUCCUGACCUCGUCACGUAACGCCGGGAUGACGUGAAAUCGGAGCUUCUCGACAUCCCGACGUCGGCGUCCGAUCUCACGAACGCUCUCGUAGCUGGAUGAACACGCAUCCCCACGGCCACGCCCAAGAAUCUAAUCGGAAACCUUCCCGAGAGAGUGGAGGUUACUAUAAUGUGAUGGUCAGGGGUGCACAAACUUUUUUUUUGAUCGUAUAGUGUACGUCUAAAACUUCAAAACUGCUCGAGUUUUACACGUGUCCGUAUUUAGAGUCCUGGAUUUAACCUUUGUAUGUUUUGUAAGAGUGUGCCUUCUGAGUUGCUAGUUGAUGUUGAAGUUAACUCAUUGGUGAACAUCCUGUACUUUUUUGUUGUUGUUGUUUUUGUUUGUUUUUUUUGGAUUGGUUCUGAAUGUAUCCUGUAAACGCUGCUUCUGUCUGGAUUGUUUUUUGUUUUUUCGUUGUCUCCCCCCCCCAGUUAGUGAACUUGACAUUCUGUUCUCACGAGACUGCACGUCGUCAUUGCUAGCCCUGGUUCUUAUAGUUUGUUGUUGUUGGACGUGUGUGUUUAUUUAUUUAUUUAUUUAUUCAUGUAUGUAUUUUGCUAUUUAUUUGUCAUCACGAUCCACUACUAAACUCCGGACGUGACGUGACGUGCUCCUCUAAUCGGCACUGGAACGGAUCAGUACGGACCCACUUUGCACUCUUCAUACAACCGUAUCAGGGAUCUUCUUCUCCAUGCUCUCGCCUCUCAUCAUCAUCAUCAUCAUCAUCGUCGUCGUCGUCAUCAUCAUCAUCGUCAGUCAAAUCUAGCCGUAACCAACCAACCAGAACUGUACUGUAACACGUUUUGCUUUUUAACCCGCUGAAGACUUUUGGAAGGAGAGUGAUGCAGUAAACACACACUCAUUUACACACACACACACACACACACACACAUACAUACACUGAGCCAUGCUAACCUCUCCUGGCCAAGCGUUUAACGCCGAACCCUCGUGUUAGCCCGAGAGAAGUUCGCCUCGAGCUCUCAGAACGGCUGAAACUAAUCUCGGAGGUGUUCUCAUUAGCGAAUAAAGCUCCUUUGGGUUUUAUACUUUCUCCUGGAUUUCAUUCGUAUGUCGGAUGAAUGUCCUGGGGCGCGGAUCGUCGAAGCUCGGAGCGUUUUCAGCCGUUAUAUAUAUAUAUAUAU
Messenger RNA from Ictalurus punctatus (channel catfish), 7122 nucleotides. It is a transcript of the gene ube2d4, whose product is annotated as ubiquitin-conjugating enzyme E2D 4 (putative). Gene Ontology annotation, molecular function: ubiquitin conjugating enzyme activity. The transcript has 7 exons. Gene Ontology annotation, cellular component: nucleus. The record is from RefSeq and is a predicted model, not a curated record. NCBI's taxonomy places the organism in Eukaryota, Metazoa, Chordata, Actinopteri, Siluriformes, Ictaluridae. The coding region runs from base 239 to 682 and encodes 147 amino acids. Gene Ontology annotation, biological process: protein polyubiquitination; ubiquitin-dependent protein catabolic process.